GACGUCAUGUUGUCCUACUUGUCAAGAGUUUAGAUGCCUCGAUUCUUUGUGAACGGUGCUAAUAUAAAUGUUUGUGUGUCGAAUUAUUCAAAAAAAUGCCCGCAUCUAUCGGUGUAAAUUUACGCGUCACGGGCCAUUGUAGCCGCGGUGGUCGCAAGUAUAUGGAAGAUUUUUUCACGGUUGCAUAUCAACAAUCGGAAGAUGAAAAAGAUUUGGAGUACGCUUUCAUUGGAAUUUAUGACGGCCACGGUGGAGCUGAAGCAGCUCGAUUCGCAAGAAAGCAUUUAAUCAACUUAAUAGUUAACCAGAAGCUGUUUUGGUCGGAAAAUGAUGAUGACAUCCUGAAGGCGAUACGAGAGGGCUACAUAGCCACCCACUAUGCGAUGUGGAGGGAACAAGAUAAGUGGCCAAAAACACAAACCGGACUGCCAAGUACUGCCGGAACAACAGCAAGUGUAGCAUUCAUUCGCCACGGGAAAAUUUACAUUGGACAUUGUGGCGAUUCAGGAAUUUGUCUCGGUUACACAGAAGACAAUGACAAAACGUGGCAAGCAAUGCCAUUGACGCAAGAUCACAAACCGGAAAGUAAUGUCGAGAAGGCACGAAUUAUCAAUUCUGGCGGUAAAGUUGUCAGCAAGUACGGUGUACCGCGUGUGGUCUGGAAUCGUCCAAGAUUAGGUCAUAAGGGACCAGUACGACGAAGCACUCCAAUCGACGAAAUUCCAUUUUUGGCAGUCGCUCGAAGUUUGGGUGACUUAUGGAGCUAUAACUCAGCCCUAAACGAGUUUGUUGUCAGCCCAGAUCCUGAUGUGCGUGUGGUCAAGAUAAAUCCGGAAAAAUUUCGCUGCUUAGUUUUCGGAACGGAUGGUCUGUGGAAUGUAAUCUCCGCCGAAACAGCUGUCAAAAUUGUUCACAAUGCCGAAAAAAUGAAUGAUCAACGAGCUAUGAAUGGUGCCGCAAAUGAAUGGACAAAUCCCAGCAAAUGUUUAGUGGACAAGGCACUGGAACGAUGGAGUACAACCAAAAUGCGAGCUGAUAAUACAUCCGUCGUCAUAAUAAUGCUGGAUCCACCGGGUCCACCGAAGCGAGAUGUUUUGAAAACAUGUCCGAGCCAAUUGAUCCUAGAGAACGAUGAAAUGGAUCAGCAACAGUUAACUGAAGAUAAGACAUUUGCAAUGCAUGAUUACUGUACCAAAGAAACGGUCGAAUUGAACAACAUACCGUCAAUGUUAAGUGGUGGCAUCAAUCGCUACGAAACAGUUGGAUAUGCGCAUGCAAGCACCAGUAGUAGCAUUGAUGUGAGCUACGCUAACAGUUUUGCCGAAUCGUACAACUCUUUGUUGAAUGCAAACAUGAAUAAUGAUCAUGCGUAUCACACGUAUCCGACCCAUGAACCCGAAACGCAUUCUUCCAACAGCGAUGACACGUACAGCCUUACUAAAUUAGAAACACGCAUGGAACAGAUCGCCAGCUCGAGUAGUCCUUCAAUGCUUUUCGCCGAAUAUCACCAACAUCAACAGAGAUACGAUGAACGCCAUCAGUACGACUGCAUCACAAGCAGUUUCCUAUCGCCAUCAUGUGAAAUACAUCCGAAUUUGGAAGAUUCCGUUCAGGCUGUCGUAAUGGACGUGGUGGAAACAGCUACAUAUCCAAUUGACGCUCACAGCUAUUCCAAUGAAAUCGACGCCAGUAUCGAAAUGAACGACGAUCUUUCAGAAUUUGAAAAUCAACCCGAAGCUUCUACAAGCUACGGAACAGAAGACGCAAAUUUAUGCUCACAGAUGCCUUCAACCAGUUCGAUUAUGCAUGACGAUUGUGUGACGAAUGGUACAACUGAUGUUACACCGCCAAUAGACGAAUCCAUUCAGAUAAACGAGAUUUCGUCGUCCAGCAAGGAAAAUGACGAGAAAUCGUCAAGUGCAUGCGAGGAGAAACUGACGCGGUCCAAGGCAAAGCAUAAGUUAAAUCAGGAGCGUCGCAUCACCCGGUCAAAUGUUCUGAAGCCAAAUGAUAAUGGCAUCGGAAAGCAUACGAAUCGGAGUGCAAUCAGUAAAACUUUGCGAACGAUCAGCAAGAAGCAAUUUAACGUUCAAAACGAAAAUGUGAUCAAUGUUCCGCCCCGGACACUACGCCGCGCCAACACAUCGGCCGUGGACACUAGCAAGCGAUCGCUUCGAUCCGACGACACGAUGGACAGCAAUAAAACGCUAUCGAAUAAAGUGAAAGCGACGACACCGCAACGAAAUCGUAAUUCGGUACAAUCGAUGGCAACGUCAUCAGUGCAGAACAUACCGUCGGAAACAUUACGAGAGAAAGUCAAACCAAAUCAACAAACUAAUGCGAAGCCAAAGAAUAUCAGCAAAUUUAAUGGAAAGAAAGUGGCGCUGAACGCACGGCAAACAACAGUCAGUAAGUUGCAAAGAAGUAGACGGUUGAACCGUUGAUUCCGUUUUCAUUUUGACAAGCAAACAAAAGUAUUGAAUUUUAGUUGAAGGUGUUUUUCUGUGUGAAAACACCAUUUGAACACACCUGUCAAAGACAUUGAAUUCCGCGUUUCCAUUUGUUACUGGCGAAAAAAAACGUUUUACCCAUUACCCUGACCAAAUUAUUAUGAAACCAAAAUGAAAUCCACAUUGAGCCCAAUAAAUUGACAUGACGAUGUCAGUCGAACUCGUUUGAAAUGAGAAAAAAAAAUGUUUCGCUCUCACGUGAUUCCUAAAGGUAUCUCGACACCUUAAUCCACUAAUAAAAUGAUCUCAUUCUUUCUCUACGAAUUGGAAUUUUCUGUAUUUUCUAUUCUAACCAUAAAUAAAUUGAAUCAGGAAUGAGAGCCGCCACCGACUAAAAACGGACUGGAAGGCCACUACAAACGUAACCAUCUAAUGGUAAUGGGUCCGCUAAGGCUGAAAAACGAACCGAAUCGGGCAUUUUGAUUGUAAGAGUUGUUGGGGCUCGUUUCCCACAAACAAUUCAUUUAACAUCCAUUUCAGUUUUCCUCUAGUGACGAUUUUAGGAUGAUCUGCGUAAACUCUUCUUUUGUUUGAACUUGUAGGAAGUGCCAAAUGACAGAGAUUGUUUAACACAGUUCCCGCAAGUUCUUUGUACAAAUCGAAUUUCCCCCUCAAAACACUUCCCCGUCGUAGCAGUCUAUGCAAAAUACUGAUUCUAAAACCAUCGCGGACGAUGCCGACAGCUCACUCCUUCGCCCGUUAUGUAACUUUCGCUUCAAUGCAUUUUCGUUCUCAAAUGUUCAAAGCUCUUAAGCGUAAUUUUCUUAGAUGUUCCCAAUCUUAAUGAUUAAAAUCCAUUACGAUCUCUUUUUCAAUCAUACAAAUCAAGAGAAGCCGUCGGUUUCUGAACCUUUUGAGAAACGGAUCGAAUUUCAGUUCAGCAAAACAAAAGAAGUUAUGUGUAUUAAGAAAGGAGAUUCCAUUUAGAUUGAAUUUUUUUUUUCUUCAAAUUUUCAUCAUUUUGCUCGUUACUCCAGUUACACAAAGGACGCGAAGGUGACCUAAUUCAAUUUUUUCCUUUGUUUUACUGUCAAAUGUGACAGUAGAACAAAAGAAAAAAAUCCACGUCAAUUGUCUAUUUAUUCCAUCAGUUCCACUGUCUAUGUCGGUCAUUUUAGUUCUGUACAACGUUUCACUUAAUUACUUAAUUCUCAAGUACAAACAUAAUUUAAAACAAUUAACUUUAUCGUUUGCUGGGCUUUCUUAAAGUACUCAUAGUUCAAACGAUACGAAAAUAUAUAUCAAAUCCAUCGCAAUAUUGAAUAGAAAACUCAGCUAAAAGAAAUUCGACAGUCGCUAAAAUGUUAAGUUUGAUUGAUUAACAGAUUAUUUUGAUAAAAUUUUUAAUUUAAUGUAAAAAGAGAUGAUGAUACAAACUUAAUGAGUGCCUUGGGUUACCAUUACUGUAAUUGAAUAAACAAAAAUCUACUUAAAUAAAUCGAAAAUCGAAAGAUUGGUAGAGAUUUAAAGAAGUGAAUGAGAAAUUUUUUAAGGAA
Messenger RNA from Bradysia coprophila, 4006 nucleotides. RefSeq names its product protein phosphatase 2C (gene Pp2C1). The record is from RefSeq and is a predicted model, not a curated record. Gene Ontology annotation, molecular function: protein serine/threonine phosphatase activity; cation binding. Lineage: Eukaryota; Metazoa; Arthropoda; Insecta; Diptera; Sciaridae. Gene Ontology annotation, biological process: protein dephosphorylation.